Molecule: messenger RNA, 1953 nt
Organism: Plasmodium gonderi
Lineage: Eukaryota; Apicomplexa; Aconoidasida; Haemosporida; Plasmodiidae
Exons: 1
Coding region: 1-1953 (650 amino acids)
Source: RefSeq, a predicted model, not a curated record
AUGGAAAAGACAUCGAAACGGUCUCGUGUGUCUUCCUUCACGAAUUUACUGGAUAAACAAUACAACAAUAGACAAAAGGAAACAGAAAUAAAGCUAUUUGAAAACAUCAAAACGGAUAUUAGCAUUAUCAUAAGUGAACAACUGAAGAAAAGGUCUAAAACAGAAUUUGAAUUAAAUGCCAUUAAGAAAAAAUUCAUUUAUUUAAAAUGCAUAUCAGAAGAGUUAGAGAGAAUGAUAAAGGAUGGAAAAAGAGAAUUAAAAAUGGAAGAGGAAUUAAUUAAAAAUUAUUUUGAAUACACAACGACAAAUUUGGGAUAUGUAUUUAUAAAGUAUGAAAAUAUUAUAAGCGACUUGAGUGAUCAGAAUGGGCAUAUGAAAAUGAAGUUAAAAAAUAUAAAAGAAAAUGAGUUAACAGAAUUCGAGUGUGCGUACCAACUGUUGGUAGAGAAAACUAACAAGCUUAGUGUAACAAAGGAAAACAUUCUAAAAAUGCAAACAUGUGUUAAAAAUUUGAAAAAAGAAUAUGAACAUGUUCAGGCAGAAAUAGAAAUAAAAAAGGAAGAAAAGUGCAUAGUCGAAAAGAAGUAUAAAGAAUUACUUUUCAAAAUAGAGGAAUAUAAAAAGGAGUUUGAAAUGAUAAAAGAAAAAUGUAAUUCUCAAAUGAAUGAAAAGAAGCAAAGUUCCAUCGAAUUAAGUGUAAUUGAAGAAAAAGUGACCCAAGUGGGAAAAGAAAUUCAAACUCUGUCUAGUGAAAAAAAAAGAAAAAGUGAUGAUCUGCAAAAUUUAAAAGAAGAAAAUGAAAAUAUACUAAAUAAUAUAUAUCAGCACAAUUCUAACAUUAAUGACAAAUGUGAUCUUCUAGUUGCAGAAAUGAACGAAUUAGAAAGUGAGCUAACUCUGCUAGGGGAAGAUAAAAAUACAUUAAAUGAAAAUUACACAAAUUUAGAGAAAGCACUUGUAGAUGUAUCUCAAAAAUGUGAAUGUAGCAAAAAGGAAAAUGAAGAGGAAUCACUUCUCAUCAAAGAGUUGAGUAAUGACUUAAUUAAAAAGAAAAAUAAUUUGAAAGAGAAGGAAGAUGAAUUUUCAAAAUUAAAUGAACAGUGUAAUGAGGUGAAAAAUAAAAAUGUUCAAUUGGUUGAUGUUUACAGUAAUGUGAAGAAAAAAAUAGAAGUUGUUAAUGCAUCUAUUAAUGAAUGUCGAAAUGUUUUUGAAGCACUCAAAAUGGAAUUAGUAAAUUUAGAAUGUGCCAAAUUGCAAAAUGAAAAAACAAAAGAAGAAAUUUCAAAUUGUAUGGACAAUUCUGAGAAAAUACUUGUUCAUCAGAAAAACUUUUUUUUUAAGUUAUCAAAAAUGUUUCAGUUAAUUAAUUUGUCAAAUGAACAAUUAACCAAUUUGCAACAGGAGUUAGAGAAUGGGACAAAUUACAACUGUUUGAUACGCACAUGUGAAAAAUUAGAUACCUAUAUAAAAAAAUUGUCUACCAGUAUUAGUGAAAAAAAUGAGAUGAAUAAUUUUCUUCAACAAGAUAUUGAAAAUACAUUAAAGAGUGUUACAGCGACGGAUAAAGAAAUUAUUGUCCUUGAAAAUGAACAAAAAGAUUUGCAAAAUCGAUUACAAAUUGUUACGCAAAAAGUAAAUACACUUGAGGAAGAAAUGAAAAAACAAGUAACCAAUUCUGGGGAAAAAAUGAAGGAAGCUUCAGAUGUGCUUGUACGGGAGUAUGAAGAGCUGGUCGAAUCUGUAGCAUGUCAGAUUAAGAUUAAACAUGUUGAACAUAACAAUUUUAUUAAGCAAGGGGAAAUGGAAAAACUGGAAUUCGACUUUCAAAUAUUUAGAUCUGAGUUGAUAUCCACUCUUGAACAAGAGUGUGAACAGAAGAGAAAACAAAUUGCUGAGAAGGAAAUGCAGCUUAAAGAAUAUCAAGAACGGUACAGUCUGUUGAAAGGUGUCUAA